Molecule: messenger RNA, 1821 nt
Organism: Hyla sarda
Lineage: Eukaryota; Metazoa; Chordata; Amphibia; Anura; Hylidae
Exons: 10
Coding region: 357-1742 (461 amino acids)
Source: RefSeq, a predicted model, not a curated record
GCAGCUUUCUAAACAACACUGACACCUGCUGGUCACAAGGAGACAUAACAUGUUCAUGCAGGAAUUAUUUACAAAAAUUCCACAUAAUGAUUUCUUUAUCCAUAAUUAUAGAUAAUGAUACAUAACAGGGCACCAUGGAAGGCACAAUAUAUGGCCAGUUUCACACCACUUAGUAUUUUACAUCAGUAUUUGUAAGCCAAAACUAGGAGUGGUCCACGGAAAAAACAAACAAAUGAUUCCAUUACUUUCGCUGUAGGUUCUGUUUCUGGUUUUGCAACAUACUGAGCCAAAUACUGCGAAAUUGUCCCAUCAGCAAUCUCUUCACGAUCUGUUGGGUUUCUGCCACCUGGGAGUCAAUGGGCGGCAGUGUUCUGGUAGUAUUCCUGCUAAUGUCCACUCUUACCCUGUGGAGUGCCAAGUCUGACACGGAGCCCAGCCAGAUCGAGAAGGGAAGGACACAGCUGCAGCUACUGCAGAACUUCGCUCUACACCCCCGCUAUGGAGAUUGCUGGAGGAGAGCCCUGGAGAGAGUGGAUGUGGGAUGCAAGCAGCUCAAUGAGGAGGAGCAGAGCAGAAUAGCCCUGGCCUUCACCCACUGUCAUUUGGAGAGAUCAGGACGGGACUUCCCAGUCUGUACAGAGAAGAGCACGAUACGGGACUGUACGCACAACAUGGACACGGCGGCAUUUAAUGCCUACACGGAGUUCUUCACUCAUGCUCAUAGUAUCUGCUACUACCUGCAGAACGAGCUGUGGCAGGAGAAGACACAGGACAUCAUUCUCAGGCUGACAGUGAAUUCUGACAGUGUAGCCCAACAACUGGAAGUGACAAACCUGAUGGCAGGGGAAAUGAUGCAAGCUCAGAAUGCCACCCUACAAUCGCAGGAGGAGAUCCUACGAAACGGGCACCUGCUGAAGAAAACACUUCAGGAGUCCACCAUUGGUGUGAGACAAGCAUUUGAAGAGAUGCAGCAAUCUGCAACCGAGCAGCGCCUGCUCUUCUCCGAAAUCUUUAACAGAAUCACCUACCUGCACCAAUUUGUGGUGGGAGAAUCGAACACCCUCUACUCCUUCCUGUACAACCUAAUGGGCUGUGGAGCAGUCUUCUUGGUGACCUCAACUCAGCGUACAGCUGGUGCCAGGUUAGUUCUCUUCGGUUUGGUGGCUGCAAACCUCUAUAUGGAGAGGAUGAUCUGCUCGUAUAUAUUAGGAGGCGCCCAGCCCAGCUAUGACCAGACGGAAAGUGUGACCUUCUGGAUUGGAAUCGCAAGAAAGAUCUCCAUUUCCCUUGGUUUACUGGUUCUUCUUCAUGUGUCUCUAAAACAUCGGGAUAUUCAGAAGCAGAGCUUGGAGGUGCUUCAAGGACUUCAGGAGACCAAAACUGAACUGCAAAACAUUAUACGGGAAGCAGAAAAGCUGCUCAACAAACCAGAGUGUUCUGGAGAGAAGUUCCUGCUGAAAGAUGAUUUAUUAUUUGGAGAUUCCGGGAUUCCUGAUCCUUCAUAUAUUCAGGAUGUUCCUGAGAGCGACAGCCUGAGGGACUCAAUGUACAGUGUACAACUUGCACAAAUUACAAGCACCCCCAAAAAAAGAGUCCGCUCUCGGUCACGCAGCGGCAGCCGCAGAAGGAGCUCUAGACCCUCAGAGCCAGCAGUUUAUAAUAUUCCAGUCACCCAACCCAUGACUCCACGUUACAACCUGCGCAGCGCGGCUUCAUUCGACCAUUCGAUGACUGCGCUGUAAACCGUGUCUGAUCCACACUCUGCACCCAAUGUAUAGGACAUCCUAAAGAUUACUAUUUUAUCCCUCAGAUUAAAUAAAU